UCAUUGACUCUCCACCUCCAUCAUGGGACGUUCACAUUCACUUCUCCAAUUCCCCAUUUAACUACCCUACUCCUUGUCUCCUCGGCUUCUUCGUUUUCUUAAGCCGGGAAAUACCAAACCGUUUCCAAAGUAUUUUUCCAACCCUGCAGAAGAAGAAAACAAAGCUUCAGUUUUGAGCUUAAACCCAACAAUGCCACCUUGUUUCUAAGUCAACCUAUAGCGUUCACUUCCUCAAAUGGGUUGCUGUGUAAGCACUAACAGAGGGGAACCUCGUGAAAAGGAAGCACAUUCUUUUCACCAAAAACCAAGCCUUGAAAGCAGAGCUCCACCACCUUCAGCUGAAGAGGAAACCGUGAAAGAGGUUUUGUCUGAAACUCCAAAACCCAAAGCUCACAUCUUUAUUCCACAAGAAGAAGAGAACAAGAAAGCCCAGAUAGAAAAACCAGCCUUUGUUAAGAUCCAAGAAAAAGAGAGCCUCAAUUUUGACAACAAGACUGAGCCAAAAUCACCUGUCAUUGAAGAGUCAGCUUCAGAAGAUGUUUCCGAGAUUUGCAGUGUGAGUGUAAGUGAAAGCGUUUCUACUAUAACUGAUAGAAGAGAUGAGGAAGAAGUGAGGCAGCAAAAAAUUUUCAGAUCUCCGGCAAGAUGCGGGUCAAGGAACCGGGUCGUGGGUCGGUCACCUACUCGGAAGCUUGACCAGUCGCCUGGCAGAAGACAUGGGGUUGCUAAUGGGGGACCGUCAGUGAGGUUGGUUCAAAGCAGGGAAACCCCAGUGAGACGUGGGUUAAGACCCGACCCGUCAAGGAAGGAUCCGGGUGAGAGUUCAGGGAGGAGGUCAAGGUCACCUGCUGUGAAUAGAUCUGUAAUGGGUCGUAGCCCGUCUGGAAGAAGGACUAAUCAUUCUCCUGGUAGGGUCAGAGGUGACGCGGGAGAAAGUGGUAAUAGCAAAAAGGUGGAGCAGCAUCAGCACCACCAUGGUACUACUACUACUACCAUGGAAGGGAAGUGGCCCAGUAGCAAUAACAAUGGUCCUACAACAAGUGCUCCAAAUGAAUCACUUGAAAAUCCUCUUGUAUCCCUUGAAUGUUUCAUCUUUCUCUAGAGAUGAAGAAAUGCACCUUAAGUUUCAUUUUGUAAUUCCACUUUCUUUUUCUCAACAUGAACUUUAUGUUUCUUGUCUCCAGUUUGUGAAUAUUGAUUUAAGUCAAAGGUCAAUCUGAACUGGAAGUGGAGGAUUUGGUGUGUAAGUUCUGUAUUUCAGAAUUCAGAACUCAAAGCUGAAGAGAGUGAGGCUGUUGUCUUGUCUACCACUGCUGGAUUUGAAGUUUUGGAUACCUAGAUACGUAAUGCCAUUUGAUUGACCACUAUAUUAAUUUAUGCUAUAUUGUAUUCUCCA
This is a messenger RNA of Theobroma cacao (cacao), 1396 nucleotides long. RefSeq lists its product as uncharacterized. The record is from RefSeq and is a predicted model, not a curated record. NCBI's taxonomy places the organism in Eukaryota, Viridiplantae, Streptophyta, Magnoliopsida, Malvales, Malvaceae.